AGCGCGGCCCUGUCGCUGCCGCGCUCGGAGGCGCAGCCGUGCCCCGACCCGACACGGGGCCGCCGUCUCGCCCGUCACAGGCGGCCCGGCCCGGCGGCCAGCGCGGGGCUUAUGGCCAAGUUCUAGGUCAAAUGAUUAGUUCUGUGGCAAGAUAGCAUGACACUUUGAGUAUGACAGAAGCCCUGAUGCUGCAGCAGAGGCUGGGAAUAUUAAUGGCCAAAUCUAGAGAUCAGAUGGUCUUCUAAAGAAGUCAUGGGUAGCUGUUGUAGCUGUCCAGAUAAAGAAACUGUCCCAGAUAACCACCGAAACAAGUUUAAGGUUAUUAAUGUGGAUGAUGAUGGUAAUGAACUGGGUUCUGGCAUAAUGGAACUUACAGAUACAGAAUUGAUUUUGUACACUCGUAAAAGGGACUCUGUAAAAUGGCACUACCUCUGUCUCCGUCGCUAUGGCUAUGACUCAAAUCUUUUCUCUUUUGAAAGUGGUCGAAGGUGUCAAACUGGACAAGGAAUCUUUGCCUUUAAAUGUGCCCGGGCAGAAGAGCUAUUUAACAUGUUACAAGAGAUAAUGCAAAAUAAUAGCAUAAAUGUGGUAGAAGAACCAGUAGUAGAAAGGAAUAAUCAUCAAACUGAAUUGGAAGUUCCAAGAACCCCUCGAACACCUACCACUCCUGGGUUCAAUGCACAAAGUUUACCUAAUGGCUAUCCCAGAUACCCAUCUUUUGGAGAUGCUUCAUCACAUCCUUCCAGCAGACAUCCUUCUGUGGGAAGUGCGCGCCUCCCCUCUGUCGGUGAAGAAUCAACACAUCCUUUACUUGUAGCAGAAGAGCAAGUGCACACUUACGUCAACACUACUGGAGUACAAGAAGAAAGAAAAAAUCGAUUGAGUGUGCAUGUGCCACUGGAAUCAAAGCUUUCAAACACUGAAAUAACUAAAGUGAAAGAAGAUCAGAUGUGUACUGAUGACAGAGAUGCUCAGGUUCUCCUGGAGCCUGAAGGAGUCAAAUUUGUUUUAGGACCAACACCUGUUCAAAGGCAGUUAAUGGAAAGAGAGAAACUGGAGCAACUUGGGAGAGAUCAAGUUAGCGGCAGCAGCACAAACAACACUGAAUGGGACACUGGGUACGACAGCGAUGAACGUAGAGAAACACCAUCUGGUAAUAAACUGGUGUAUGAAAAUAUAAAUAGGUUAUCAAUCCCUAGUGCCUCAGGGGUCAGGAGAGGUCGCUUGACAUCAACCAGUACCUCAGACACCCAGAACAUUAACAACUCUGCUCAGAGGAGAACUGCGCUGUUGAACUAUGAGAACUUGCCAUCCUUGCCUCCUGUUUGGGAAGCCCGCAAGCUGAGUAGAGAUGAAGAUGACAGUUUAGGACCAAAGACCCCGUCUCUGAAUGGCUACCACAAUAACCUAGAUCUAAUGCAUAAUUAUGUCAAUACAGAGAAUGUAACAGUACCAGCAAGUGCUCAUAAAAUAGAAUUUGCACGACGUCGGGACUGUACCCCAACAGUCUUUAACUUUGACAUUAGGCGUCCAAGUUUAGAACACAGGCAGCUCAACUAUAUACAGGUUGACUUGGAAGGUGGUAGUGACUCUGACAACCCUCAGACUCCAAAAACCCCCACCACUCCACUUCCGCAAACUCCAACCAGGCGCACAGACCUGUAUGCUGUGAUAGACAUUGAAAGAACUGCUGCUAUGUCAAGCUUGCAAAAAGCACUGCCCCGAGAUGAUGGUACUUCUAGGAAAACUAGACAUAACAGUACUGACCUGCCUAUGUGAGCCUGGGAAGCAUUGAAUCAUUUGCACCUUUUGUGAAGUUUAUAACAUUGAAGAUGCGAGUACUUUGCAUUUCUUAACACUAAUGCCUUUUAUAGACUAAUAGAACUUUUUCUGCAUACUUCAUGUACUUGUCUAACUAAAGGGAAUUAAUGUAGAGCAAGUAUUCAUCUAGGUAACACUAUUUCAUUCUACAGUAGAAGUUAUUACUGCAUAGCAGCAUCACCACCUUUCACAGUGCCUCUUUAAUUGAUUACAGUCUGAGUGACAUGCUGUUUUUGAAUUUAUAAAUAUUCUGGUCUGGUGCCUAUACUCAUUAAUGGCAUUUAUAACACUUUUUAAAGCCUCUUGAUAUGUGCAUUAUUAGCAGGUAAACCUAAUCUUUCAAUAUACAUAUCUUACAUUCAUUUCUCAUUGAAGUGGUUCCUCCAGAAUGAAAUGUAUGUAAUACACUAAUUCACUCAGUUUGACACACACAAGAUACAUUGGUUCAUCUCAAGGAAUAUAAACACCAUACCUUUUUUGCCUGUGGGCAAGAAGGCCUCUAAUUCCUGACAGUUUUCUCAUCUUGUGUGAUUUUUGAGAGGUCACAUUGAUGUUCAUUGAUCAGAGCUAUAAACACAUCUAAAUCCAGCCUUAAGCUCCUUCCGCUAGAAUAGAAUUCCAAGUCACAUAUCAAAUUCCCUGUGAAAUCUGGCAAAAUUUUAAUCCCAUUAAAGUUUUGGGGUUUUUUGUGAAGGAAUUCACAGGUGGGCUGGAUGAAUUAAGGCUCUCUUGUCCUUUCUUAGUUCAGUGUCCUUUUCUUUCUUUGCAUUUGUAUGUUUCUUUUUUAUUUGUUCCAUAAUGUCUUGGUUUAGAAGUCAAAAUUUUGUACAUAGCUUUAAUUAUUGUUCAGGGUCAUAUAUGUGUUUGUCUUACUCUCUGCAUUUGACAAAGAAAGACUCUUGAAGGUCAAAUAGUUGUCUUUGUCCAGUGUUCUACUUUUUUAUGCCUGACAGAAAUAUCCCAGCUCUCCAGCAGCAUGCAUUAUUGCACAACUGGAAAGGUUUAUUAUGCAGUUAUUGUCUUCCUCUAAAGCAUCAAACACAGGUUACACGGGAGGCAGGGUACUGGACUUGAUAGUUCUUUACAGAAAGUUGUACAUUCUAGCAGUGUGCAUCCAUAGGUGAUAGUAUACUUUAAUUUAGAAAGAUAUGUAGUAAAUUAUCUGAAGGUAGUAUUAUCGACAAGCGUAAUUCUUUUCCUUUUGCAGUUGGUGAAUUUGGUCACAAUGAUGGCUGCUCAGUGUUACAGGUACAUCCAGGUAGAAUGUUCUUUGUUGAAUAUGCCAGAUGCACCCUUAGAAGUUUUUAUUUUGUUUUGUUUAUUAAUACUCUGAAUAAUCUUAGAAUUCUGGCAGUAUUGCAGGCGCACCUUGGUACUAGCAGUAGAAGAGAUUACUCUUGAGCCUGUGAUUGCAAAGGAACUGACACUUGUGUGAACUGGUAUGAUGUAAAAUAACCCCUGAACUGUGAGGAAAAACAUGCACGAAAAGCCAUUUGGAGAUCUGGAAAAGCAUUAAGGGUCUUCAUGCAAUAUUUGAGUUGAAGUUUUAUGAAAAAAAUCUACAGUUAUUUUCAGUCUUUUAAAUUGGUGUGUAUUUCUGUUCCUCUUUUUUCUUUGGUCUUCUCUCAUUUAGUAGUGGCAUCAGUAGUAGCACCUGAAAUACAUGUGUCUUGCCACACCAUUAGCUGGUAUCAGGCAACCUUUUCACUUUGACUUUCAUUACUUUUUACAGACUGUAUGGUACUGAAAUACCAGAUGCAUAAAGGCCAUAAUUUGCAGAAGUAAAAGAUGAGAGUCACUGAGACCAUUAUGAGGACCUUAAACAAGAUUUGGAAAAAAAAAACAAACAACAAUCCUCAUUAAUGAUUUAAUGAUCAGCCUUUGCAUAUUCUUGUGAUAGGCUUCUUGACUUGUGGGGAGACCUUGGUACUCAAAAAGGUAAUGACUACCUAAAGCUAGGCAUUUUACAGGUCUGCAGUGUCUUGAAAGGAGCCAGGUGGGGGUCAGCCUCUUCUCCAAGGCAACUAGCGAUGGGACAAGAGGACAUAGUCUUGAGCUGCACCAGAGGAGGUUUAUGUUGGACAUUAGCAAGAAAUUCAUCACAGAAAGUAUGAUUAGACAUUGGAAUGGGCUGCCCAGGGAGGUGGUGGAGUUACCGUCCCUGGAGGUAUUUAAGGAAAGACUGAAUGUGGCACUGAGUGCCAUGGUCUAGUUGACAAGGUAGUGUUCAGUCAUAGGUUGGACUCGAUGAUCUCAGAGGUCUUUUCCAACUUAAUUGAUUCUGUGAUUCUGUGAGUGUUCCCACACAUCUUUGCCAUUGCCUCACCUUAUGCUAUGGACCAGUCUUGGUCUGUACUGAAGAGAAAUUACCAUGCAUUGCAAAAUACUUACUGGGUUAAUAAUACUGGUGUGAUUCUUGUUCUUAGUGUAUAGCUCACUUAAGUUUGUGAGCUGAACUAAUGCUUCAGCUUGUGUUUUGAGGCAAACGUGUUUGAUCUAACUAGCUGCUUAGAAAUAUUUGGUCCUCAUCUGUAUAGGUUGGACAAAUUAAUUGGACCCUAAAAACACACCUGUGAGGCAGGAAAGUAAUAUUCUUAAGUGCAAAGUAUGGAAACAGGUUUCAGGUAGAUCGUAAGUGACCUGCUGAAAUUUCAACAACCAGACGUAUCUCUCCUUAGUUCCACUGCACUGUCCUAUGCAUUUAGUCUGAAUAGUUUCAGAUAGAAGGAAUGGUCUGAAAAUUUUUUUAUCUUAUUGCAAGUUUCACAAUGUUUUCCUAGCUCUGGUCCCCAGAAUUGAUAACAUACUGAAAUUUCAACUUUUUGUAGCCUUAAUUAUACUAACAAGUCUGAUGACAUAUUUUCCAGGACUACUUUUUUAACAUCUUACUUUUUACAGGUGGGAUAAUGCUUUCUCAUUUUGUAUAUGCUGCAAACAUAUUGAGUAUUCCCUGUUACCCACACUACUCAUCUUUAGCAUUCCUUAUUUUCUGCCCCUUGAAGUAGAUGCAGUUGCAAUGCACUUUACUCUUUUAGACUUGGUAAAUAUUUUUUUUCAAUUUUUCUUUUAAAGGCUGUGAUGUUAGAUUUAGUUUCUGUAAUCUAGGAUUCGGUUUUUAGCUGAAAUCUCUCCACAGUAUUUAGAUCAUAUUUAUUUUGGGCCCACAGAUGUACAGAACAAGAAACUACAAAUGUGUAACUAUUUUCUUUAAUAAAUGAGGCAUGUUAAGUUUACAUAAACAAGGUCCUGUAAAAAUGGUAACAUCUCCAUCAGUUCUAUUUUUCAUCCAUGAUGUGCGGUUGGCUGCUGCCCUUCAAGUAUAUUUGACAAGGGAAAGUCUUUAACUCUAGGUAUUCCUUUAAUGCAAUGAUUUGGGAAAGAUAUACAUUAGUGUAUCUUUUAAACAAGGAAACUGAGUUGGUAAAAAAGAUGAAACGGUGACCAAAAGUACAUAAUAAAGAUUGUAGUAGAAAUACAGGUAGUGAGAAUUUAAUCCAUUGUUAUAUCAGGAAAAUAAUCUUCUGUUUCCCCCAAUAAAUACAUUUUGCAUAUGAGAGGGGUUGAAUGUGAUGGUGUGCAUUGAAGCACUAUUCCUGUUCCUAUUAAAGUCUGCAGAGCGUUUGUAGGAAACUUAAGUGUUCGAGGAGACAUUUCAUAUAAUAAAUUGCUUAAACCCCCUGGUGUGUGUGUGUGUGUGUGUCCCGCCCCCAGAUGUUUGGAUAUUUGUGUGUGUGUUUACACCUCUGACUGGAGCUUGGGUGUAAAAAAUGUCACAGAAAUGUGUAAGCCGUACAAAGUCCAAAACAGAGCUGCUUUGGUAUGUGACAGACCAGCAGUUGAUUUUGCUAGUUUUUUAACAGUGUGUAUUGGCUCAAAAUCUAGCUGUCCUUGUUUUUGUUUUAUAUUUAACGACUUCUCAAUGAGACAGAGUUAGGAAAGAGCAGAUUGUUUUUAUUGACUGUCGGUGAAGUAAAAAUGGAAGUUCUGAUUAAUGUCAGUUACUGCUUUGAGCAUAUAACGAUGUAUCUGAUUUGGACCUCUAUUUCUAAGCAGUAUUCUCUUCAUGUAAGGUGGGAUCAAUGGUGAAGUUCCAUUUCUGCACUGUAGUAAUUUAUUUAAUGGCUGCAAAUAAGAUGAAACUGAUGGAGUAGGAACUACUAGUGGACUUAAAUCUGAAAUUCUUCUAUUUCCCCUAAAGGAGCUCGGUCCUUCACUGUGAUAGAUAGAAUUAGGUGUUUUUGGAAUUUAAUGAUACGAUCUUUCCCAUCUCUUCCUUGAGGUAGCAAUUCAGGCAUUUAUAUUGACAGUAUUUACUUAAUAUAAACCUAAGUUCAUUUAUUAUAUGUUUAUUUUAAAUUCAUAUACACUCCAAGAAAAAAACAAGUCCAGAAGAAAUUCCACCACAAAAAACUGCGUUAAGAUGGAGUCAAGUUUGUUGAUGUCCUUCUUACAGAACAUAUAUGAAAAAGACAGGAAGUCACGAAUUGGGGUUCUUUCACAAUCUUUAGGAAUUACUUCCUCUUUUGGAAAAGAUAAGUGCAUCAGAAGAAAAAAAAAAAGAAAAAGAGCAACCUAGCAUCUGCAACUCCGACCAUGUAUAUAUUAUUUCUUGUGGUACUGUGCUAUAAGAUAUGUUACUAAGUCUGCCAGAUGUCUUAGGAGGAUAUUGCCCUAACACAGUGUUUACUCCAGAUUAACGCAGUAUUUUGUUUGGAAAUAUGUAGGUGUACAGAUAGAAUAUGAGAGAUAAAGUUGAGGAAACGAGUGUUGGACAUUUCUAUAUUUUUAUAUAUUAUGAAGGGCAUUUUUGAAAUUUUUCUUGCAGUUUUAGUAAUUAUUUAGCGUGGUAAUAUACAUAUAUUGUGACAACGUUUUCUGCUAUAUCCAUUAUUUUGGUGUAAUUCUGUUUUAUGUAGCAAAUAUGUGUAUAUACAAAGGAAAUUAUGUAAAAAUUACGAUUAAAAAAUAGGCUGAAGCCCUUCAGAAUAAGGACCGUCUUCCUCUGUGUCUGCAAAGUACUAAAUGCCUUGGGGUCCCAGCCAGAGCUCAUGUCUGAGACCCGUGGUGACUGAAUUGCCAAGCGAUGAGUGGGGGGAAGCAGCUCCUCUGCUUCCCAUGAGAAGCCUUAGUGCAAAAGGUGCCAUGAAACUUACCUUGCCAAUCCCUGGUGCUGGGGCUGUGCUGUUCAUGGUCAUUCCCAACACCACCUGCCAAGCAACCCAGAGAGCCCAGAGUCCAUGUAUCCUUUGCUCUGGUCCUUCCCUUUGACAAUAGGAAAGGAAGUCUGAGAAGAAGGUUUGGUGUCAUCAGGGAAUCUUCCUUGUUAGCAGGGUGACCCUUCCAGAGCUUGUUGGGUCUGCAUGCAGUGUCCUUUGAAGCUGAACAAAUGAUUCAUGUUGACUUCAAGGGCCACUGGAUAUGUUCCUACAAGAUCAAGUUCUACUGACAGCUCUGUUACACCUGAAGACCUGGUGUCAGGUUCUUCAGGAAUGGUCUAAAAAUACUGUAAAAAUAUAAAUAUAUUUAAUUACAUGUACUGAAAAAUCCUAUUUGUUGUGGUCAGAGUUCAGAUAAUUACAGGAAUUUUGAUUUCUUAGUCAUACUUGCAUAUAUGUUGCUUUGACUAUUGUGUAUGAAAGAGGAAGUGAUUCUAAAUUGAGUGAAAGAUUGGGAUUACACCUUUUUUUAAUGGCCAUGUUAUUUAGGAAUGGAUGUCAGCGAAUUUAAAUCCAUAAUAAUGCAGUUUUUUGCAUUAGAACAUGUGUGUAUAUCAUACACCCACAUUUUAUAUAUAAUAUAUAUUUGGUACUAACUUUGUAUUUUCCCUGGAAUUUUGCCAAAUCGCAAACACAGAUGUUCUCACUUGCAAGACUUUGGUACUUAACUGAAUGUAUAAGAAAUGCUCUGGUAUGAAAGGAAAGAGUGUUAUAUGGUGUCCCACGGUACGGGGACUCGACCAGCAGGCACAUUGCCUUUUUCACAUCUCGCUUCACUGCAGCAUCACCUUUGGUCUCCUCAAAAGCAGUUCUGUGUCUCAGCCCGAUUGCAGACAGCUGAAUACUGCCCUAGCAUGAAAGCUGACUGGUAGGUAGUAAGAAUACAGUAGUCACCAGUGUGCCACAAAUGCAUUUAUUAAAUGCAGAAAUAGACAUUUCUACAAAGGCCAAAAUCUUAUAUUGUAUGUUCCUUUCUUGUCAUUACAUUGUAUCAUAUUGUAAGAUUAUUGUAUGUCCUAAUUUGCAUUAUAAAAUGUUUUUUCCUACUUAAAGACAUAAAUAUAGCAACUUUGUAUAAAGGUAGCUUUCUAGAUUUUUAUUUCUUUUAUAUGAAAAAGUCUGAACAGUGGGAGUACCAUUGCCAAAUUGUUUAUAAAAUUUCAAGUAAUUUUCCCUGUUAAAUGAAUUUGUUUUUACAAACAUUCCAUAUUUCUUAUACUAUGCAGAAAGAGUGUAUUUUUAUGUCAUUCCACAUUAAUCUUAAAAAAUUAAUUUCACUUGUUUUAAGCUGCCAUUAUUGAGAAAGCUUACCAAAUGUGCAUUUUUAAAAAGUGUUAUGUAUUAUGAAACAUUUUCCCCCCUUUACCAGUGCCAACUUCAUUUGAAAAAAAAUAAAUUGUAGCAUGGCAAUAAACUAUUGAUUUUACAUUAAAAA
Neopelma chrysocephalum (saffron-crested tyrant-manakin) is the source of this 8472-nucleotide messenger RNA. It is a transcript of the gene FRS2, whose product is annotated as fibroblast growth factor receptor substrate 2. Bases 253 to 1779 code for a protein of 508 amino acids. NCBI's taxonomy places the organism in Eukaryota, Metazoa, Chordata, Aves, Passeriformes, Pipridae. The transcript has 7 exons. The record is from RefSeq and is a predicted model, not a curated record. Gene Ontology annotation, cellular component: cell-cell junction; cytoplasm. Gene Ontology annotation, biological process: cell surface receptor protein tyrosine kinase signaling pathway.